AUGGCUGAUAACGAAAUUUAUAUGGAAGAUAAUAGUGAAGUUUAUACGGAAGAUAACAGUGAAGUUGAAAACAGAAUGUAUGAUUUUUCCACAUUAAGCGUCGGUUACACAUUCCAAAAUUGGGAUGAUGUUGAUUCCUUUUUUGAAGCCUAUGGCCAGCAAUUUGGGUUUGCUAUUAUAAAAAAAAGGGUUGAACGUGAUAAUAAUAUCAUAAGAUAUAGGUCUUUAGGGUGUGAAUUUGGAGGGAAGUAUAGUCCAAAAAAGAAUAUUGAUAUUAAUACCCACUGCAAUCAAAAAUCAAAACGUCAAGGAUCCUUAUUGAUUGACUUUUUUGGUUUAGGAAAUAUGUACGAUCAAUUUGUUGGGGAAUUCUUUCAUUGUCGCAAUACUCUGAAUGAUACAUUAUUUGAAACAAGAUGGCAAAGGUUAUUACAAAAAUUUCUAUCCUCUGCAAGAGAAAUUGAUCAAUUAGAUGUGAUCUUUGCAAACAUAAAUGCAGCUCAAGUUCAACAAAAUCAAAUUACGCAAAUUGUCUCUAAGCCACUCAUUAUACCACAUUCAGUAUCAACAACAACACAGCUUGUGGUUGAAACUGAUGAUGAUGAAAUGAAACAAUGGCUGAGAGCAUUUAUUGAUCGAAAAAAAUGCUCUGCAACAAACAAUAAUAAUGAAAUGUCUAUUGACAAAGAAAAUGAUUUAGAAAUCGCAAAUCCACCAGUCACUAAACAUAAAAGUAGAUCUGAGACUAAGCAGUACAAGUCUGCAGUAGAAAAAGCACAUCGACAACCAUAUGCUUGUCGUGCAUGUGGUCAG
Messenger RNA from Racocetra persica, 813 nucleotides. NCBI's taxonomy places the organism in Eukaryota, Fungi, Glomeromycota, Glomeromycetes, Diversisporales, Gigasporaceae. The record is from the annotation of a GenBank genome assembly.